Messenger RNA from Knipowitschia caucasica, 357 nucleotides. The record is from the annotation of a GenBank genome assembly. NCBI's taxonomy places the organism in Eukaryota, Metazoa, Chordata, Actinopteri, Gobiiformes, Gobiidae.
AUGAAGCGCAGGACGAAGGGGGAGGAUGUAUAUUUUGAAGCUGAGGGGUUGUCUGCGCACUGGCAGCUGAUCCCACAUGCAGGUGGUCGACUCAGUCGCCAGGCAGAUCAAAAAGUCAAGGCCCCGGGUGGACCUCUCUUUGAAAUGGGAAUGGGGCCUAGAUAUCAGACAGAAAACAUAAGCAAGCUCCCAGCCACAGAUCAGCUCCAUAUUCAUGGCUCUGGAGUGAUGGGCAGCGGCAGGACGGCCCGUCUUCAGAAGAGCUCCGCACUCUGGACACUGAUUAAGAGAUCAGUGUCUGACUGGUCCUGGGUGGUGCUGCAAAGUGCAACACGCUCAUCAGUAGUGGCAAUUUGA